Diaporthe batatas is the source of this 1008-nucleotide messenger RNA. RefSeq lists its product as uncharacterized. The transcript is spliced from 5 exons. The record is from RefSeq and is a predicted model, not a curated record. NCBI's taxonomy places the organism in Eukaryota, Fungi, Ascomycota, Sordariomycetes, Diaporthales, Diaporthaceae. The coding region runs from base 1 to 1008 and encodes 335 amino acids.
AUGCACCUCGGAUAUGUGGCUUGGUUGGCUAUUUGUGCUGCCUUGCCUUCAGCUGCACUCAUCCGAUUCGGAUGCUCUCAGUUGACUGUGACGAGGCUCGACCCUUUAGUCAACCCGGGAAUUAACCCGUCUCCUCAUCUUCACCAGAUUGUUGGUGGUAACUCCUUCAAUGUAUCCAUGGACCCAGUCACUCAUGACCUUCCGAGUCUAUCCACAUGCACCACUUGUCAGUUUACGGAAGAUCUGUCUAAUUACUGGACCGCCGUCUUGUUCUUCAGGGCUCACAAUGGAACCUACAAGCGAGUACCCAUCCGCGGAAAUGCGGGAUUCGAAGGUGCCGACGGGGGCAUGACAGUAUAUUACAUGCAGGAUGGGUUGGCAGACUUCGAGCAGCAAAGCAGAGUCACUGCAUUCCAACCGGGUUUCCGUAUGCUGGUCGGCGACCAGGGAGCUCGUACACCGGACAAGGCGGAGAAAUACCGCCAGCUGACGUACACUUGUUUACAAGAUUUGUACACCCGCUACCCGGAGACCAAAAACUUACCUUCCGGGCCUUGCCCGGCCGGGAUCAUGGUGAAUGUUCGAUUCCCUACUUGCUGGGACGGUGUGAACCUCGACUCAGCAAACCACAUGGAUCAUGUCUCCUACCCCGCCAAUGGUACCUUUGAAGGCGGUGCGCCUUGCCCUUCUACACACCCAGUCAGGAUCCCACAGCUCAUGUUCGAGACCAUUUGGGAUACUCGGCAGUUCAACAACCCGAGCGACUGGCCCACUGGUGGCUCCCAGCCUUUUGUGUGGUCGAUGGAUGACAGCACGGGUUACGGCAACCAUGGCGACUACGUCUUUGGCUGGAAAGAUGACUCUCUACAAAGGACAAUGGACUCUUCAUGCUAUGUCAACUGCGACACCUUGACGACCCAAAACAUGUCUGCUCAAAACGGGUGUACUAUCCCCUCGGCGGUUGAUGAGGAUGUGGACGGAUGGCUUGAUGCUCUACCCGGACUUUGA